Molecule: messenger RNA, 2352 nt
Organism: Caenorhabditis remanei
Lineage: Eukaryota; Metazoa; Nematoda; Chromadorea; Rhabditida; Rhabditidae
Exons: 8
Coding region: 1-2352 (783 amino acids)
Source: RefSeq, a predicted model, not a curated record
AUGAGUUUGCCGCCCGAACAACUACAAGAUGUCAUGAAUUACUUGUGCCUCGCCGCAACCGCCUCAAUCACCGGUGCCAUCGUCUCCAUCGGAUGUACCGCCGGCCAUCGGGAGACCCUUCGAGCCCGAUCGAGAAAACGGUCAAAGAAUCGAAGUGACAAAGGACAGAAAUCGAGCUCUAGACGACGAAAGAAAUUGAGAAAAGUUAAUGGGGAGAAGAGUCAAAAGAGCAAAAAGAACCAGAAGAGUAAGAAGAGUAAACGAGGAAAAAGUAGCACGAAAAGUGAGAGACCGGUUAGUAAGGAUGCGGAUAGGAAGAGUUCAAGUCAAAAAUCAAUGAAGAAGAACAAGAUCUCACGGAGCAAGAGUAGAUCCGGCUCACGUGAAGAGGGAAGUGGGCGGAGUCUGAGCAAGAAGAAUAGCCAGCGUAGCAGUAAUGAUAAGACACCGAUGGGAGGGAGCAAGAAAGGUUCAAGCUCUCGUGAGAAGAGCAACAAGGAAGGAAGCUCACGGAGCAAGAAAUCUGGAUCCGGAAGAUCUAGGAAAAGUGAUAGAGACAAAAAGAAGGGAAGCAGCAGCUCGAGAGGUGUUGGAGGAGCGGUGCCAUUGGAUAAGAAGAAGUCGAGUAGUCGACGAGAGACGGAGGAUGGAGGGUCGAGAAAGUCGAGAAGCAACAAAGACCUGAGCAAGAAGAAGAGCUCCAGAAGCAAUAAGAGUGGAAAGUCGCCGUCUCGUAAGAAGAGCGACAAGGACUUGAACCGUAAGAAGAGCAAUCGAAGCAAUAAGGAAAGGACUCCGAGUAAGAAGGGAAGCUCACGGAAUGUUGUUGCUGGAGGAAUUGUACCAUUGGAUAAGAAGAAGUCGAGAAGUCGACGGGAGACGGAGGAUGGAUCGAGAAAGUCAGGCAGCAAUAACCGUAAGAAGAGCAAUCGAAGCAAUAAGGAAAUGACGCCGAGUAAGAAGGGAAGCUCACGGAAUGUUGUUGCUGGAGGAAUGGUACCGUUGGAUAAGAAGAAAUCGAGAAGUCGUCGAGAGGAGGCGGAUGGAUCGAGAAAGUCGAGCAGCAACAAGGACUUGAAUCGGAAAAAGAGCAAUCGGAGCAAUAAGGAAAGGACGCCGAGUAAGAAGGGUAGCUCACGAAAUGUUGUUGCUGGAGGAGCGGCGGUACCGUUGGAUAAGAAAAAGUCGAGAAGUCGUCGAGACGAGGAUGAGGAUGGCCAGAGACGGUCGAGAAAAGACGAAAGUGAUCGAAGAAGCCGUAAGGAAGAGGAAGAGGGUUCCCGACGUAAACGAUCAGAAGAGGAGGGAUCUCGGAAAUCAGUUGCAGGUGUGGUUCCACUGGAGAAAAAGAAGAGUUCGAAGAGCAAUCGAUCUAGUUCCAAGGAUAGAAGAGAGGAGGAGCCGAGAACCCGCCGCUCCACCGACCAAACCAACGAUUUGGAAAGAAAAAAGAGCAAUCGGAGCCAAAAAGAGCCGCUGAGCAAGAAGAAAAGUUCGAGAAAAAAUGAUGAGGAGAGUAAGAAAUCCCAGAAAGACAACUUGAACAAGAAAAAGAGCUCACGGAGCAACAAAGUCAGUUCUUCUUCUCGUGGUGCUCAAAGUGACAGAGGAUCCACAAAAGGGAGCUCAAGUAGUGGUGGAAUGAGUAAGCUGAGAGCCGAUGCGUUGAAGAGAAUGGAGCCGAAACCGUUGGUGUCCCCCAACGCCAACUCGGACCGAUUCACUUGCAACGAGGAGGGAUGUCGUAAAGGUCAAUGCUCGAAAGACGCUCGUCACUCCCAAUCCGUCAGACGUUCCGUCUCUCAGAGAUCCUUGAGAGCCGCUAAAGAAAAACGAGGGACCAAAACUGAAAAAGAAGACACCCCAAUCAAAAAGACCCCUUCUGCGAAGUCCCUCCCACUAGUCACGCCCCCAAAGGAGCCCACUGAAGCUCCGCCCCCUCCUCCACCGACUCGAUCGAUUUAUUUGGACACUGGAAAAUCGACAUACGGAGAGCUCACGAAGCCAUCGACACCUGUCGACACGAAAUCUGUAUACUUUCCGGCGGCGACCACGCCCCCUCCACCGCCAGCUCCACCAGCUCCAGCCCCAUUGACUCCCAAAAAAUCGAAUAAAUCGAUAAAAGCCACAAAAAUCGAGAAGCCAGAGAAGGAGAUCAAAAAAGUUGUGGCGUCCAAAAAAUCUAUUAAAUCUGCGAGACCCGCUCGUCAGAAGGAUCAGAAGCCAACGACGCCAUCGAAGACUCCGUCGAAACGGGCGGUCGAGAGUUCACGCCAGAAAUCGAAGAAGCCCGUCAAUUCGGCUAGAAAAUCCAAAAAUGAAUCGCAGAGGAAAAAAGUGGCAAAAAAAUAG